Messenger RNA from Didymella exigua CBS 183.55, 696 nucleotides. RefSeq lists its product as uncharacterized. The transcript is spliced from 3 exons. Gene Ontology annotation, molecular function: RNA binding. The coding region runs from base 1 to 696 and encodes 231 amino acids. The record is from RefSeq and is a predicted model, not a curated record. Lineage: Eukaryota; Fungi; Ascomycota; Dothideomycetes; Pleosporales; Didymellaceae.
AUGAACCGGACUCCCCCCGCUCUCGGCGAUACUGGUCACCCUGAAGACCGCGUCAUUCGCAUCGUCAACCUCUGCCAUGAGGCUGACGGUGAGAAUGUCCGCGACUUCUUCGGCGAUGACUUCACUGUCAUCGACUUCAUGCGGGGCGUCAAGUACGUGCUCCUUGCAACAGAGCAAGAGCGUAUCAAUGCGCAGGCUCUAUCCGGCGGGAAGAUCCUCGAUCGUGAGCUGGCGACAAGCUCCUACCUCCUAGCAAUGACAAGCAUGCUCGAGCCUUCAGCGCUGAUGAGCCGCGUGAUGAAGUUCCUCCUGCUGUUGGUGACGUUGAGGCAUUCUCUUUACUGGGCAUGGCGGCGAUCCCUCGCGUGGCACCUCGUGCGCUCACCACCGCACCGACUCGCAAAUCAGCCGGCACAGCAGCGCGCUAUGCAAAAUCGACUCUUGUUCAUGAACAACGUCGAUCAAGGUCCUGAGGUCAACGAGACGUCGUUCCGUCGAUAUUUCGGCAAGUACGCGGUCAUCGACGUGAAGCGUCCGCUUGACCCGCGUAGCAAUACGCCGCAUCCUACAGCUUUCCUCAUGUUCUCAUCUGCUGAGGACCGUGACGAAGCGCUCCAUUCGCUCAAUAACGUGCCCGUGCAAGGUUGCAAGGUUGCUCUGGAGGUACCCAAGACGCUUCAGAAUGUCGACGAAUAA